Molecule: messenger RNA, 1519 nt
Organism: Daphnia pulex (common water flea)
Lineage: Eukaryota; Metazoa; Arthropoda; Branchiopoda; Diplostraca; Daphniidae
Product: nucleoside diphosphate-linked moiety X motif 17-like
Exons: 2
Coding region: 264-1160 (298 amino acids)
Biological process (GO): NAD+ catabolic process; NADP+ catabolic process
Cellular component (GO): cytosol
Molecular function (GO): NADH pyrophosphatase activity
Source: RefSeq, a predicted model, not a curated record
UAAGAAUUCUGUUAUUUCUAAAAUUUGUUCUAAACAUUUUUUUAUAAUUUUUAUUCUUUACUCUUUCAAGUUUAUUCUUGCUGUCUGUGCGGCAUAUUGUCGGGCGCUGUGCGGAAUAUUGUCUUUGGCAGGUGGUUAUUGAUUGUUGAUCGACACUUGUCAGCGUUUUGAUAUGAACUUUACUCUAGCAUACUAUAUGGCCUGACCGAAACUUUUCAUACGUUCGCCCCGAUAUUGACAAGCCCAGUUCAUUGCAUUUUACAAUGAGUACUCCCAGAAUUCCCCGAGUGCCAAUUUACCUUAAAAAAUCCAACCAACAUAUUUUAGCAAGUUUUGGAGAAUGCGUUGUCAAUUUUUUUGGAUUCGCCGACAAAGGAUCAGGAUACGUUAGAUUAACCCAGGAAAAAGAUGGAUUUAUAAUACAUGAAGUGAAUUCUUUGGAUGAUCCACAUGCUGUACUUCUAAAGCAUGCAUCAGAAUGCCCUAUACACAAAAUGACCGACAAAGCUUUACUUACCCAGGAGUGUAAAGAUAAAGGGGUUGGAAUGGGGGUGGCGAUUUUACUAACUAGUUUGGAUCAGUGUGUACUUGUCACUAGAAGAGCACCUCACAUGCGAACUUUUCCUGGAGUUUGGGUACCACCAGGAGGUCAUGUGGAACCUGGAGAAACAUUACUGACUGCUGGACUAAGAGAAUUAAAGGAGGAAACUGGACUGGAGCUCAGAGACACUUCUCACCAUUUGCUAGGACUAUGGGAAUCUGUUUACCCUCACAAGUUGGAAUUUGGGGAUCCUCAGAGGCAGCAUAUUGUCAUCUAUUUGGUGUUAAAUAGCAGUUUGUCAUCUAAGGAGUUGACUGAACAAAUUAGGUUGGACCCUGACGAAACAGAUGCAGCCAUGUGGCUUCCUUAUCCUUUUGUUGAAAAACUUUCUACAGGAAAUUCUGUCGAAGAUUUGCCUAAAUAUUUAUCGAUUCUGCAAAAUGUGAAUGGGAAGAAUGAAAAUUAUUCAGUUGACACGGGCCCUAUUGUGGAAGCCAUUGCACCUCCUAUAGAUUCGACUCAAUUAGACAUAGAACGCCUGACAUGGGGGACAAGAUUCGCUUUGCAGCAGUGGAUGAAAUGGAAUGUGAAUAAAAAACCCAACGAGUCAAAAUUGUAAACAUUUAUAUAAUCACUGUAAAGUUUAUACAAUCAAGAGAUUAUGUCGACUUUGUUUGAUCGUUUGUUUCGAUUUUGUUUGAGUUAUAAUUCUUCAUGCUUCUGUUUGGCUGCUCCAGUCCUAUUCGGAGGAAAUCCCCAAAAGCCAGACGGCAAACCAUUCACAUCUCGCUCACGUUUGGCGAAAGCUGUGAAUGAUGAAAUGCAGUUACCAAUGAAGUAGUUAGCGCGACCCAAAAUGGCCAGAUCGACAUGCGGCUCAGGAUUUGCUAAUUUGUGCACAGUAACCUGAAUUGAAUAGAAGGCAUUUAUAAUUAUAACUUAAGUUAAAGAGUGGUAAAUAUACUAACCUCCAUUCGU